Molecule: messenger RNA, 1272 nt
Organism: Hypoxylon fragiforme
Lineage: Eukaryota; Fungi; Ascomycota; Sordariomycetes; Xylariales; Hypoxylaceae
Exons: 2
Coding region: 353-1210 (285 amino acids)
Cellular component (GO): cytoplasm; mitochondrion; membrane
Source: RefSeq, a predicted model, not a curated record
CAAGAAUGUUGAGGAUCGGAUAUCCGCUCGGCGCUUCGGCUAAUUAACUGCGCGUCCGGAGUAUCCCUUGCGCGCCGCCUCUAAACUCAAACCCAACAAUAAUUUCUCUUUUUUAACUAUUCCAUUUCUCUAUGUGUCAACAUUUCUUCUAAAUUAUAAAAAUUAGAUCUCUCCCUAAUCUAUAUGUUCUUCUUUCCUAUAAUCUUGUUUUAGUAUAGUUCUCACUUUCAUUUCAGUCCUUACCUGGGCACUUCAUCGGUUAAACACCAAGGUGUACAGUCCAUAGAUCUAACCUACGUAAAUCCGCUUUCAGCAUUCUUGGCGCAUAUCCUUUAACCUAGUAUAAUUCAAGAUGCCUCCCGUUCCCUACCCAUCCCCAUUAUUUCGCGCCGUGUUCCGGAGACACGUUGAUCAGCUGCGCAUGAGCCGGCUUCCGAAGUCCGCGCCGCGCCGUCUUCAGUCUACCAACACUAAUCCUAAUCCUGCCGAGGUACCAAAGCCGCAGCCGAAGUCACAAGCGGGCGACCCGAUUCCGCCAGCGAGUACACCCGCCGUCCCGCUCCCUUUAUGGCAACGCCUUGGCCCCCUGACCCGCAUUGGCCAGGCCUACGGCCACGCCCAUCGCAAACGGCCUUGGGCAACGCAGAUCGCGAGCGCACUCUUAAUCUACCUGGCCGCUGACGUUAGCGCGCAGAGCAUAGGUGGCAAGGAAUAUGUUCCCGAGCGCACGAUCAGGAAUAUGGCAAUCGGAGGCGUUAUCGCCGUACCGAAUUUUAUAUGGUUCGUGUGGCUGUCGCGCAACUUUAACUAUAGCUCCCACGUGCUCUCUCUGUGCAUCAAAAUUGGUAUAAGCCAAACAGUCUUUACGCCCAUAUUCAGCAGCUACUUUUUCGGCGCACAGGCAUUGCUCUCAGGCGAUAGCGUAGCCGAAACCUGGGACCGAGUGCGCCGUACUGUGCCCAUCAGCUGGAUGAACUCGUGGAAGCUUUGGCCCGCCGUAAUGGCUGUCAAUUUUACUUUCGUCCCAAUAGAGUAUCGUAGUGUCUGCGCUGGUGUCGUCGCGGUCGGCUGGCAGACCUAUCUGAGCUACCUAAAUCGGCAAGCCGAGAUCGAGGAGGAGCGAAAGGGUGUCGUCCAUAACCAUCACAAGACCGAAUCAGUACCUACAUUGCCCGCCAUUGACGCCAUAAAACGCCCCAUGGUGGCAUGAAUUUCAACCCACAUUUCUUUAUUGUCUCUUAAAUAGAGUAUGAUAUACAUUUAUGUAUAGAU